CGGAGUGUCCCACCUGUCAGGAGGUGAACAGUGCGAACCACCUACCUUAUGGUUUGCUCCAGCCUCUUCCUAUCCCUGARGGUCGUUGGCAGUCCAUCUCGAUGGACUUUAUCGGUCCUCUUCGACCUCAGACCCCCCGCGGUCAUGAUGCUAUCCUGGUCGUCGUCGACCGCUUCACGAAGCGUGCACACUUUGUUCCGUGCCGCUAUGCUAUCAGUGCACGUGAGGUCGCCGACAUCGUAUUUGACCGAGUCGUGCGUGACCACGGCUUACCUCUGAGCAUCAUAUCUGACCGUGACCCGCGCUUUACCAGCCGAUUCUGGCGACGGCUCCACGAGGUAUACGGCACUCAGCUCCGCUUCUCCUCCUCUUACCAUCCUCAGACUGAUGGUCAGACCGAGAUCACGAACAGGACUCUCGGAGAUAUUCUCCGAAAGAUUGUUCGUGACGACCAGCAGUGGGACCUCCAUCUUGCCCACGCGAAGAUAGCCUACAACCACGCCGUCUCGCCAGCACGGGGAUGUCGCCUUACUAUUGCGACCUCGGCUAUCACCCUCGUGUUCCCGCGGACUUCCUUCGACCCCACGGUGCAGUGUACACCUGCGCCCUCCUCAGUAGUGGGCUUCCCGACAUCUCCGUCGUGGUUCGCCCCUCUCGCUACUGGGGUUGAGGUAUCGCAGGACUCGACAGAGUGUACUCAGCCCUCUGUCACAGUACCGUCUGCGCCUCCGCAGACCACCGUCUCCCCUUCUUCCCCGCCGCGACUACCGACGUGUCGAGCCAUUCGCUCAGCCCGUUGCAGCGAGCAGCUCGCUACUCGCGAGGACGUUGUGUCCUCUCUUCUGGACUUGAGCAUGCUCCAGGCUCGUCAGGAGCGACUCACCCUCCAUGUCGCUGCACUGCGGCGCCUUCUCGCCAUCCUCUCUGACCCUGAUCGCACCCUCCCAAUCAUCCCUGUACGACUCGGGACCUCCACGAGGGUGUACUCCGCGCUGUGGGAUUCCGGUUCUCAGGGCGACUUCAUUCACCCACGAGUGGUGAAAGAAGCUCGCUUACCCACGAAAGGGUCUCCAACUCCCAUUUCCGUUACCCUAGGGGAUGACAAGACCCAGCGCUUCUUCGAUCAGACGGUCACCGACCUCCCUUUCUUCCUCACUCUCGAGCCGACUGAUCGUUCCCCGGCGUCUCGUCGCCACCGGUCCUCUGCACAUUUCGAUGYGAUGGAGACGGGGUACGACUUCAUUCUCGGCACUCCGUGGUCUCGUCGGUUCCGCAGCACCGAGGCCGAUUGGGCGACCAACACUCUCGUUCUCAAAACGAAGUGUGGACAGACGUAUCGCGUACCUUUCAUAGGUACCACUGCGACACCACGCCCCGAUCCUCCUCCCCCGGAACCUUCCGUGCCCACACCAUCUCUUUCCAUCACUGUCACCUCGCCUCGGCAGUUCGCCCACUUCAUCCAACAGGACGACGUCACCUUCUUUAUGGUGAACGUGACGGAUGUCUUACACUAUGAUCCACCCUGUCCCGACGUCGAGCUCAUCCCUCUGGAGCCAGAUCCUCCUUCUAUCUCCAUGGCUCCCAUCUCUACUUCCGUCCCUCCGCUGUCCAUCGAGUCCACUCCGCCGUCGCGCGCUGAUGCUGAUGCUGAAGAGCUCACACUUUAUACGGCUGACCUGGAGCCCGCAGUUCGUGACCUCAUCCGAGAGUACCACGACGUUUUCCCAUCGUCGUUCUCGUACGCCGACAUCCCACCGAUGCGUGAUGUCGAGCACUCCAUUCAACUUGUGCCUGACUAUCGUAUCCGCGUCGCUGCAGCCGACCAGCCGAAGACCGCAUUCCGAUCGCGAUUUGGCCACUACGAGUUCACGGUGAUGCCAUUCGGCCUCACCAAUGCACCCGCUACCUUCUACAGGGCGAUGAACGACAUCUUCAUGGACAUCCUGGAGCAGUACGUUCUCGUCUACCUCGACGAUAUCCUGGUCUAUAGUCGUACCCUUGAGGAGCACCUCAGACACCUCCGCGACGUCCUUGACCGCUUGCGCAGACAUGGCUUCUACGCCAAGCUGAGCAAGUGCCGCUUUGCCCAGCACAAAGUGGAUUUCUUAGGACACUACGYGUCUGACCAGGGUCUCCACAUGGACGACGCGAAGAUCACUGCUAUUGCGAAGUGGCCCGCCCCCACAUCCGCCAAGCAGCUUUGCAGCUUCCUAGGCCUGACCAGCUACUAUAGUAAUUUCAUCCGGGGAUUCGCUAGGUAUUCCUACGUCCUUACCUCCACCCUCCUCCGGAAGAACCCACCCUGGGCUUGGACACCCCUCCACGAGGACGCCUUCCGCGCCCUCAAGAAGGCGGUGACAUGCGCACCGGUUCUUCACCUACCCGAUUUCGAUCGCCCUUUUAUCCUUACCACCGAUGCGUCAGACUUUGUUGUAGGAGCAGUGCUUUCUCAGGUCUUCCCCUCCUCUCCUGAUUCCUCUCAUCCUCGUAUCCCUCGCUUCCCACCACCUACCCCUACCACCGCUUCCCGACUGACGCCUACUCGUCCAGCUACUGACGAGCCUUCUAUUAACUAUGCUCCUACCAUCGCCGAUGACGGCACUGUCGAGUCUCGCUCAGGUGAUUGUCCGAUAGCCUUCUACUCACGUCAGCUCCUGCCCGCCAAGAUAAACUACACUGCUGAUGAACGUGAGGUUCUCGCAGUAGUUUAUGCCGUUCGGCACUGGCGUCACUACCUGCACGGGGCACCGUUCACGAUAUCGGAUGAGGAAGAGGGGGGCAACGAUGUUCAAGGUGUGAAGCAGAACUUGUUGUCGAAGCUUGAUGACAAUAGUGAAUUGGCGGAUAUCAAGAAGCUACUCAUAACCUUAGUACAAGUUGGCGGCGAUCGCAAAGGCAAAAGGUCGGCGUGGACGAUGCCAGUGAAGGUGCAAGUUGACGUGGCAGAAGAAGACGAAGAUCUGGUCCAGAACGGGGGAAGGGAUGAGGUGCUCGAGAUCUUUGACAGGAAGUGGAACAUGUUUAGGACACCCACUCAUGUGGCUGCCAUGAUGUUGGAUCCUGAGUUUCGAGACCCCACCAUGGCCGCCGCCGCCGACAUGCAGCAGGGGUUGACUGCUGCAUUGAUACAGUUCGGGUACCCAGUGGGAUCGCCGCAGCACAAAGAGGUUUUGACCACCAUCGACGAGUUUCAUGCGAGGGAGCCUCCUUUUGACACCGAAUAUAGAGCUCUUUCUGAGCAGACGUGUGAGGGAAACCAGCCGACAAAGAAUGGUAGAGUGAUCAACGCGCCCAAGUUCUAUGAUGUAUGGCUGCAUGAAAAUACCAGCAAUCCUGUUAUAGAUAGUUUCUUAUCGUGUGAGCCAUCAAUCUUGCAGUACAGCCAGCAAGUCGAGGCAUCACCAGCAGAGGCAUCAGAGCAAGUUGACCGGAACACUGCUCAUCGGGAUCCACCCUCACAUGCCAUUGCAAAGCCAGUGGAUGGCUUUGACAAUGGACCUGAUCGGAAAGGAGCCGACGAGCUGCCAAUGGACACAAUAGUGGCACAACUACAGACAUCGACGUGCGAAGAGAUACCAUGCAAUUUCCAUUCCGUGAUUUGCCCAGCUAUGGAAGGGAUGGUUCACGAGGAUGAUGGAAGACAGCCAGGGGGUUCCUUGAAAGUUGGAGGUAUUGCUGAGAGAGGAAGUGGUUCUUCUUCUUCGCAGGCAACGGCUUGCAUGUCUGAGAACACAUAUGUUCGGCGACGGAAGCAGUCAGCCAAGAGGAAGAGGAGACGGGCAGUUAAGGAAUAUGUCCAGAAGACAAAGGGCAUUGCACGGCAGGUUGUUGCAAUUGCCAGGAGCUGUCAUGCAGAGCUCAUUGAGCAGCAAAGGGCAUCAGCAGAAAGGAUCGAACACAUAUACAGGGAGGUGCUAGAACAGCAAGAUCGUCUAUACAGGGAGCGAGUUGAGCGGCAAGAACGCCUGUGCAAUGAGCACUUAGUCCAGCGGCGGGAAGAAAUGACAGCAAGAGCGAGGGCAAUGGAUCAGCAGCUGGCGCUCAACGAACGGUUCCUGACGCUAAGCGAGAGAUUCUUAGAGAUGUUUUCCACCAUCAACUCCUCAUCAAGCGGCGCUUCUGCUUCCAUUGCAAGCUGUCAGAGCACAGGCAUUUUCACCCUGACGACCCCAGCGGAAGGUGGCUGAUGAAAUCCUCCUGUCCCGUCUUUCUCCUGUCUAAACUGGACCAGAAGCUGGCACUACAGGCAAGGUUACUGACACUAAGUGAGAGAUGAAAUGAAUAGGGGCAACCCCAACCAUCAAUCCUCCUGAAGCAGUGCUUCCGCUUCCACUCUGAGUGGUCAGAGAACAUGCAAUUUCACACCCUCAUAACCCCAGCAGAAUGCGGGCAAUUCAGUACUGUUGUUUCGGCUGGAUCCUAUCUAAACUUCUCAUUGCCCCGCUUCUGCAUUCAAUGUGGCAGCAUGGGGCUGCCGUAUGAGGAGGGUAUCUGCAGGGAGGAAGAGAAGUUGCUGAUUGAGGACGCGCAGUUGUAUCUUGCCAGCAGCUCUCAGCCUGGGUAAGGUGUGAUCAGUAUUUGCCGCCACUGAGGCUAUUCAUUAGAUGCUGGAUCAGAGCUUUGGUAGAUAGACCACUACUCGCACGGAGCAAAUGAGUACAUGGUUUUGGGCGUUAUUUCCAGAUGCAAUCUGGAGUGCACGCAUAUUUACCCGCUCAGGAUUUGUUGUAUUUUGUCCCCUUUUGCUUCAUGGCUGCAGUGAAUUGUGCCUCCUGUAUACCGAAGUUCGAGGAGAGGUCCAUACUUCCACUGCCUUUGGGGCUCUCGGACGUAUCAGAGAUGUCAUUCAACGUCAAGGAACCAGCCGUCACGUGCGGUGCAAUCUUCAAGCUAAACUAUCAUGAACCUGAUCAGGUUCACAACCAAGCCAUGCACUCCAAGCAUGAACACACAACCACAGGGAAUAUGUCAAUAUGUAGUUGUCCUUUGGGACAUCCGUUAAAAUUGAAACUAUACAGAGAAGAUUAGCAUGGGCCCUCCCCGCAAGGAUGACACACGUCAAUCGAGAAAUGGUCCAAAUUAAAAAAAAUAAUAAUAAUAAAAAAAAAAAUCAAUAUGUAGUAGGGAGAACUCAGGACUAUGCUAGGACCACUUGGCCCAGUCACAAACCAGUCUUCUUCUUAGAGUUUUACAGACAGCCAGGCACCAGCAGUACUAACAGCCAUGCCCCAUCCGCACUAUGUCCAUAUUAUGGAAGCACAUGCCAGGAUGUUGAGUUUGCCAGGUUAUUACCAGUUUAGCACAAGCAUAUCAAACUGUGGCCUCCCUUCACUUUGUCAUUAACACCCGCUCAGCACCAGUUCACUGUGUCUCAUACUGAUAGACAGACAAUUCUGCUGAAAACAACUUCGGAAUCUAUUCUGCAUGUUUAACACCAAUUUAGCCCAAGCAUGGCACACUGUGGCCUCCCUUUCCUUUGUCAUUGACACUGCUCAGCACCUGUUCACUGUGUCUCUGGCAGAUAGACGGACAAUUCUGCUGUGGACAACUUGGGCAUCCUUUCUGCAUUCCUCAUUGCCUAGGCCUCCAUUGCCUGUUCUGACAUCAUUAACGCCUGCAGCACGGGUGCCGCCUUCUACGCCCAUCGUUCCACUGUUUUUCCUUUGCAUGUCACACUUUAGUGAGGAAGAUGGGUUCUUAUUACUUCUUAAUACUUCUUAUCACUUCUUAAACCACCGGCAGCACCCAGGAUAAGCUACCGAACCCUGCUUCCCCUUUGCAAGGAGGUCUUUCGCACGAGACCCUGCAACCUGAGGAGAUCAAGUCUUUUUCUUUUUUUUUAAAUCUCCCCACCUUAUUAGAAGAUAUCCCCUUCUUUUUUCAUUCUUCUUUCUUUUUCUACAGAAGGAAAAAUUAUGCACCAUUCCUUUCUUUGAGAUCUGCACAACAGGUUUGUCGAAAGUCAGUCAGAGACCAAAUGUUGCAAUAAACGUUCCAAAUGCGA
Molecule: messenger RNA, 6004 nt
Organism: Chara braunii
Lineage: Eukaryota; Viridiplantae; Streptophyta; Charophyceae; Charales; Characeae
Source: the annotation of a GenBank genome assembly